Messenger RNA from Acanthopagrus latus (yellowfin seabream), 7622 nucleotides. It is a transcript of the gene nsd1a, whose product is annotated as nuclear receptor binding SET domain protein 1a. The transcript has 23 exons. Gene Ontology annotation, cellular component: nucleus; chromatin. Gene Ontology annotation, biological process: regulation of DNA-templated transcription. The record is from RefSeq and is a predicted model, not a curated record. The coding region runs from base 426 to 6851 and encodes 2141 amino acids. Gene Ontology annotation, molecular function: histone H3K36 methyltransferase activity; protein binding. Lineage: Eukaryota; Metazoa; Chordata; Actinopteri; Spariformes; Sparidae.
GGGUUGGGUAGCAGUGCCGAUUGGUUGCUGCUCACCAACACAGGCAGUCUGGGCUUGUUUUAACAUAACCGGGGCACUUCGACAGCAGGCAAAAAUCAUGUAGUAAAUAAGCCGCUGUGGCUGCUGAGGGGACCGGUUGUGGCACACUGAAUUUCGCCGCUGUGUGGUGUUGCAGCGUGAUGGGGAUUUACUUGUUAUUUUGUGUAUUUUUAGGUGACAGUUUUUUCCAGGGGGCCGCCGCUGAUGAGGCGAUGAAGUGAAGAGAAUGAGAGCUGUGCCUUGGCCUACUACUAGUGCUGCUGCAGCUGGGAUUGUGCAGAUCCGCUUUCACAAACCGAGAAAAAUAGUCGCUCUGUGCCACAUUGUCAAGCCCCCGCUGUUGGUUUCACGGUGACCGACCUCCAAAUGGAUAUAGCCGUGACAACAUGAAUCAGUCAUACAGACCUCCUGUUAGGGUAGGCUCAGUGUUUGGCAAAGGCCAGCCGGAGCGGAGGCCCCUCAACGGUCUUGUGAGCACUUCCUAUGGAAACCAAUGUGGCAUCGCCAGACGUGGGUCAGAUCAACCGUCAUCCUCUAGCCUCAAGCAGCCAGCUGUGCUAGGUUACAACCAACCAGACCGAUCUCACUGCUACAGCCCGCUGAAGAGGCUGCAGGACCUGAACACUGUGGUCAACAGGCCUGACCUGGACAGGGACCUCCAUCCUAGGAACCACUUGCACUGUGCAAGCCCAAUCAGCGAUGAUGACGAGUUCGAGGCACCUUCUGUCCAGCUGCCUCCUUCUCCGGGCAAUGAGGACAUGGAGCCCUUGGAGACUCCGCAGGGCGCCAGCAGAAAUGGCUUCUCCUCUCACAGUCCUGACAGCUUGGAGCGCUGUUCCCCCAUCCCCAAUGGCUACCUGCAUUUUGAGUCAACACUGUUUGACACGAGUGACAUUAAGGACGAGGACGAGGAGGGGGAGCACAGUAGUAGCGAGGACUUUGCACCUUUUCAGGACUCUCCAAAGUUGAGUCUGGACCAAACUGUUACUGGCAGUAAGAACACAAGCAGCUCAGGGGCAGAUAAAAGAACAUACAAACCUACUGUCUUUAAUCUGAUGUCGAAAACUAUAUCUGAACUCCACCCUACACUAAGCCCCAGUGCACUGCCAGAAAUAACUAUGAGAGACGGAUGGAGUUUGGGUGAGGAAUCGGACAGUGAUGGUGAUCUUACCUCUCCUGUUGACCCUGGACUUAUUUCACCGGCUGGGACCAACUCUAAUUCCAACAGCCCAAAGAAAAAGCCUCUUCCUGCCGUGAGAUACAUAGAAGGGGACUUGGUGUGGGCUAAAUUCAACAGAAGGCCCUGGUGGCCCUGCCAUAUCACCUGUGACCCAGACCAGGGGACCAGCACUAAGAUGAAAGUUCCCAGUCCCCGUCCAUGUCGAAUGUAUUACCUGGAGACACUUGGGGAGAUUGUAGAAAGAGCCUGGGUACCAGGAAAUGCCGUUCUUCCUUUUGAAGGAGGUCAUCAGUUUGAAGAGCUACCUGUGCUUAGACGGAGAGGGAAGCAGAAGGAGAAAGACUACAAGUACACGAUACCUAAAAGUUUACUGACUGCGUGGAAAGUCAGUGUGGCAGAAGCUGAGUAUCUGCUCCCGGAGCGACGAAGGAAUACUGAGAGCGUGAUUUCUGUCAAUGGAGAGGAGUGUGUGCCCAGUCCACUACCUACUGUAAAGCCACAGGAGGCCCCCUCUGUUUCUGUGGCCCCAAGUCGAUCCCCAUCACCCAAUGUGGCCCCCAAUGGAAAUGAGCCCCAUCUCGACAAAAACUCUGCUGAAAUUCAAGCCAACAAGAGCAAAGCUUGUAAAAAGAAAAAGAAAUGUUUGUCAGACAUAUUUGGCCAUAUAGUUGGCGGAUCAAAGGAGUCAUCAACCAUCAGCAACGUGAUGGAUCAGUUUCAUACUACAACUCAUGCACUGAAAGAAGAGCCAAAGGACUCACCUUAUGCAGACCUGGAUUCAGUCCCAAUGUUGCAUCGUCCUAAACGCACAGCAGUUUGUCCAAUAAAGGAUGUAAACAGAUCGGUCAGAAAAGAAAAGGGUUCAACUCAAGCCAAGACAAAGGUUACGGAAAAAAUGAAUCAUUCUGUAGACUCCUGUGAAUCCUCUAGCAUUUUAACAAAAACAUUGACACCUAAAGAUCCAGACUGUGAACAGAGUUUGGGCAGCUGUAAUGAAUUGUCUUACAAUUCAACCGUAAAGCACUCUAUGACUCUUCCUGCGAGCAGUCGUCUGAUGACGAGAGCUCUGGAAGCAAAGGAAGACACAGAUCUCAAUGAUACACUGGCCACAAGCCAAAUCUCAACAGAUGCCCACGCUGAUGAUAUUCUUGCUAAUACACCUACUAAUGCACCCAUCAAAACUGAAAUGUCUCCACACUGGGAAUCCCCCAGCAAUGCAUCAUCUUCUACAAAUCACAGAUCUCCUAAAAGGCGCUCAAGGAAGCCUGACAAGAAACAAAUUCGUAAUGGCUCAUUGAUGAAACCCAAGUUUUUAGGCUCUACUGUAUCCACUGUGCAACCUGUUGAGAUCAAGACAGAAAAGAUCGUGCCAGAUCGUUCUUCAUCUUGCUCCCCGUCCUCAUCACUGUCACCAAUGGAUGCUUUCCAGGAUCCCAAGGAACUAAUGUUUAAAUCUUUAGUAAAGGAGGACAGUAGUGAUUCUGAGGCGACAGCGUUCCGGCCUGAUUCUAAUUAUAAAUUCAGUACCUUUCUGAUGCUCCUGAAAGAUAUGCAUGAUACCAGAGAAAAAAAAGGUAAACCCCUGACUGUGCCCCCAUCACCAGUCCUGAUCAAAGAGGAACCCCUGGUCAUCCCUACUUCUAUCCGAGGAAACACGGGUUCUUGCGAUGGUUUCGCUAUCAAAACAGAGAAUGGGCAGUCAGGGAAAUCCACAACAUCCCAAAACAGAGCAGUGAAACCCAAGAAUAGGACUAAAGCUAUCAUGACAGCUGACACCUACCAUUGUGAAGACUUUCCUGUUCACUCUCAGACUGGGUCCUCAGACAAGCAGCGUAGAAAACAAAGACUACCUGCCAAACUGAAACUCAGUAUACCUGGCCUCUCCUCAGACCUGGCUGACUUAGCUUAUGGCAGGGAGUUUGUUAGUGGUCACGCCGACUUGGCUAAUCCUCGGUCUCGUCCUCCCAUUGCUGCUGAUCCUCCGGCCAGCUACCUCGAUAAGAUCUCAGGAUCCACAGUGGCUCCAAAGAAACGCUGGCAGUUGGUUGAGGAGGCUGCUGAAAAUAAAGUUGAAAGCAUAAGUGAGAUCUCCACUGAGAUGAACGGGUCUUACGCCAUGAAAGCAUCGCCAGAUCUUUAUCAGGAAGUUGAGAAGCAGGCAGAGAGAGACUCGUUCACCUCGGAGACGAGCAGUUCUGCUGGAAAUUCAGAGAACAAACGUCUCCGCAAACCAACUAAAAGGCUCCUGGAAUCGACUGAGGACUACGAACAAAUAUUUGUCCCAAAAAAGAAAUCAAAGAAACACACCUCAGAAUCUUCCAAAAUGACAUCAGGGAUGACAGCACUCCAUGAUCUCAGCACAACACCAGGACUUGUUACCUCAGCCUCGACCUUGUCCUCGCCUUCUGCAGAGCCCACCGAGGCUCAGUCAGAGCUGGAACAGAGUCCAUCUCAGGAUGAGCUUUCUACAAUUGUAACCUCCGUAUCUCCGGCCACAACACAACCUUCUCAUGACACAGAGGCAGCAGAAGAAACUGAUCUACCUCCUGAAUCUGAUACAGGGUUAUUAAUACAAGAAAGAAAGAGGCCAAGAAAGCUGUCGCACAAGGUGCUGGAAUGUGCCAUAGAAGAAGUGGCUGCUGCUCCUACGAAGAAGAAGAAUCUAAAGCGAUACAGUGGAGUUACUUCAGAGAUGAAAGUGUUAGUCAAGAAAACUCAGGUUGGAUCUCUGAAGAAGGAGAAGCAUGUACCUGGCACGUCCUCUGCACUUGUGCCUGCUCCUGCCCCCCAGCACUCAGAGAGCAAAGAUCUCCUCGACGACCUCACUUCAGAAAGACCUCCCAGCCCCCGAGGAUCUAAGACCCCGAAGCAGGAGGCGGAGGUGGAGCUGGAGCCCUGCGACACUGAAGAGACACAAGAUGCACACACUGGAACACUAACUCCCAAACCAGAGGUGGUGUCUGUUGGGUCGAGUGACAGCCUCUCUUCCCAAGUGGAUGUUAAAGGCAAAAUAGGAGCCACGUCUUUAAAGGAGAAUGUGUGUCAGGUGUGUGAGAGGACAGGCGACCUGCUGGUGUGUGACGGCCACUGUUAUGGAGCCUUUCAUCCUCAGUGUAUUGGCCUGUCAGCGGCUCCCAAGGGGAAAUUCCUCUGUCGUGAAUGCAACACUGGUGUCCAUGUGUGCUUUGUGUGUAAGAAGUCUGGCAGUGGGGUGAAGCGCUGCAUGAUACCACUGUGUGGGAAGUUCUACCACACCGACUGUAUACUGGCCUUCUCAGCCACGCAGCCACAUAACAAAGGCUUUCGCUGCCCUCUGCACGUGUGUCUCUCCUGCCACAUCACCAACCCCCUCAGCAACUGCUCUAAAGGUCGGUUGGCUCGGUGUGUACGCUGCCCUGUGGCCUAUCAUGCCAAUGACAACUGUAUGGCAGCAGGCAGCUUGGUGCUGGCAAACAACAGCUUCCUCUGUCCAAACCACUUCACUCCCCGCAAGGGCUGCAAGAACCAUGAACACAUCAAUGUUAGCUGGUGCUUUGUCUGCUCUGAAGGGGGCAGUCUGCUGUGCUGUGAAUCCUGUCCCGCUGCUUUCCAUCAGGAGUGUUUGAAUAUGGAGAUGCCUCAGGGCAGCUGGUUCUGCAACGACUGCAAAGCUGGAAAGAGGCCUCGUAUUAAAGACAUUCUGUGGGUUAAAUGGGGACGAUACAGAUGGUGGCCUGCAGAGGUCUGUCUGGCUAAAGAUGUCCCAAGUAACAUCUUGAGGAUGAAACACGAGGUGGGAGAGUUCCCAGUGCAAUUUUUUGGCUCCAAAGAUUUUGUGUGGACGUACCAGGCCAGAGUCUUCCCGUACAUGGAGGGUGAUACUCACAACAUAGAGAAAAUGGGAAAAGGUGCAGAUGCAGUGUACAAAAAGGCGCUGACUGAAGCAGCGGAGCGUUUCAAAGAGCUGCAGGCAGAAAAGGAGAUGAAGCAGCUUCAGGAGGACAGAAAGAAUGACAAGAAGCCUCCUCCGUACCGGCACAUUAGGGUAAACCGGCCAGUUGGGAAGGUGCAGAUCAUUACUGCUGACCUGUCCGAGAUCCCCCGUUGUAACUGUAAAGCGUCUGACGAGAACCCAUGUGGCAUCGACUCGGAGUGCAUUAAUCGAAUGCUGAUGUACGAGUGCCACCCUCAGGUGUGUGCGGCAGGGGAGCGUUGUCAGAACCAGGCCUUCACUAAGCGCGAGUAUACACCUGUGGAGAUUUACAGGACGCUGUCCUGCGGCUGGGGCCUGCGUGCUGUGUCGGACAUCAAGAAGGGAGCCUUCGUGAGUGAGUAUGUGGGUGAGGUGAUCGAUGAAGAGGAAUGUCGAGCCAGAAUCAAACACGCGCAGGAGAACGACAUCUGUAACUUCUACAUGCUUACACUGGACAAGGACCGGAUCAUUGAUGCCGGACCCAAAGGGAACCAAGCUCGCUUCAUGAACCACUGCUGUCAGCCAAACUGUGAGACUCAGAAGUGGACUGUGAACGGGGAUACCAGGGUGGGGCUAUUUGCUCUACAAGACAUCCCACGAGGUGUGGAGCUGAAUUUCAACUACAACCUGGAGUGUCUCGGCAAUGGGAAAACUGUCUGUAAAUGUGGGGCACCUAACUGUAGUGGUUUCCUGGGUGUUCGGCCGAAGAACCAGCCAUCAGCAGAGAAACUCAAACUCAAGGAAGGGAAGAGAAGGAAGAAGACCAAGCAAGAAGUGACCAAGGAGAGGGAAGACGAGUGCUUCAGCUGUGGUGAUGGGGGCCAGAUAGUGUCCUGCAAGAAGCCAGGAUGCCCGAAGGUCUAUCACGCUGACUGUCUCAACCUGGCCAAGAGACCUGCAGGGCGAUGGGAGUGUCCCUGGCACCAGUGUGACGUCUGUGGUAAAGAGGCAGCGUCGUUCUGUGAGAUGUGCCCAAGCUCGUACUGUAAGGAGCAUCGUGAAGGCAUGCUCUUCAUCUCCAAGCUGGAUGGCAAGCUGUCCUGCAGUGAACAUGACCCCUGUGGUCCUGACCCGCUGGAGCCGGGGGAGAUCCGUGAAUACGUGCCCAGCAUGACCUCCAUGAGGCCCGGGGCCACGCCCCUCACGCUGGUCCCAGACUCCAGAAGAGCCGGCCCCGUCCCCAUCACCUCCUCUGCCGGCCAGGCUGCGACAGCCUUGCCGGGACCGCCUCCCCGCCUCUACAUCAACACAAAAACUGCUACCUCGAGCUUCGUCCCCUCCAACAGGUCCUACCUCGCAGACAGGACUGAAGGGAAUACGUUUUCCACCCCCACCUCCUCCAAGGACGAGAGAGAGGAUGGGGAAGUGGAGGAUGGGGAGGUGUGUGGGUUGGAGAUGGAAGACGUGGAAGACGACGAUGAUGAUGACGAAGACGACGAUGAAGAAGAAGAAGAAGAAGAAGCAGAGGAGGAUGAGGAUGAAAUGGAGGAGAUGGAGAUUGUGGAAGAUGAGGAGGACGAACCGGUGUAUGGAGGUGACCUGGUGGAGGCAGAGGAGGAGGAAGAAGGAGGGGACGUGUAUGACACUUGGGGUGAUUAUGUGGACGAAGAUGGGGAUGAUGGAGAGGUGGAGGGGGAGGACAUGGAGGAGUGGGGGAGGGUGGAGGACGAUGACAAGUGACUCAGUCCAUCUGCUCUUUCAGAACCACUCAGCAGAAACUCUCAGUAGACGUUCGAAGGACGAAAAAGUUAAAGAAAGACUACGAGAGUUUGUUAUUUUGGUACCUACCUGAACGCGACACUGCCUUCACUUUGGUACCGCGUUGCCUUCUCAUCCCCAGACUGCUGGACUGACAGCGGGGAACGUGUACUGGUGCUAAGGCUCGAGGAUUGGCUCAGUCCAUCUCUUUAUACUUAUGUCAAUAUGUUUAUUUGUGUCUGGUGCUGUUAUGUUCUUUUGUUCGUUCUCAACAUUGUUUACAUUUUUUGGCCUUUUUUUAACUUUUGGAAUAUAAGAAAAAGGUUAGAAGUUACACCUGACCAAACUGUCUUCAUAACGGCAUCUUGCGUUGUUGUUACUGUCUUUAACAUGUCCUAAUUACAAGAGUGAUCAGAAUAGUGUUCCCACUGGUCUAUGUUACAGUCAAGCACAACAAUACCUGCUUGGUGCUUCUGAGGAAUGCAAAAAAAAAAAAAGUAAACCCACUGGAGCUAUUGCGGGUUUGAGGUGAUUAAUCUCACUACGACAUCGGCCCGUUCGUUCCGCGAGUGCAUCCUUCUUUCCUCCAAACGGGUAGGUCAGAGCUCAGGAUUGGAGACGCAGAGAAAACAAAGUGAUGUCAUAACAUUUCAAAGAGUCAAAAGGCAUCACAGAUUUAACUAACGUUUGUUUUUCAUUCAUCACUGCUGUCCCAUUCACUAAGUUAGAUAAUAAAAUCUAAGUACUUAUUCA